Molecule: messenger RNA, 603 nt
Organism: Trichomonas vaginalis G3
Lineage: Eukaryota; Parabasalia; Trichomonadida; Trichomonadidae
Exons: 1
Coding region: 1-603 (200 amino acids)
Source: RefSeq, a predicted model, not a curated record
AUGACAGCAUUUAAUAAAAAGAUUAAAUCGGUUCUUAUUGAACAGUUAAAAGGUGCCGGAUAUCCUCAACCUAAUGAAGUUGAUAUGUUUUAUAGUUUUGAAACUAAUUCAAUAGAAUUUCGUGUUAAUUCAAAUUCAAAAGCUGGUUUCAUAUUUGAUUUAAAAGAUGGUGCUGUCGGUGAUGAGAUUGAAAAUGUAUACACGAAUAAAAAUUUUCAAGAGAUUACAGGAAUUAAUAAUGAUGAAUGCUUUUAUCGAUUUGCUCAGUUCGGAGCAGAACAGAUAACAUUAAAUGACCUCCUGGAGUACUUACCAAAAUCAAUUUCCAUUAAAAAUGAUGAUUAUUUAUUAACAUCAAUUUCAUUUAAUGGUGUUUGGUCCAGAGAAGCGGCAAUCAUUAAAUCAAGUAUAAGUGAAUUCGCUGAAGAUUCUAUUUUAUGUUUAUCAAACUGUUUAUAUUCUCCGCCGAAGCAUUAUUCAAUAACUAAUUAUGUUAAUAAAUUUAAUAUAAAAUUAGUUGAACCAUCGAGCCUAAAAGAUAUUGUCCUUCCUGAUGACAGAAAAGAUAGUAUUAUUAUCGAACUCAUAUUAAUCGCUUAUUAA